UGGAAUGGAAUCCCAAGAAGCUGAGUGAAGUGAACGCAAGCGAGCGCACUCAGUCCUGCUUCCACCCUCAGGAAAUCUGUCGGCGGCGGGCAAAGCUGUUAGUCUGAUGACGUCUAUCACGGUGAUGUUCUCACCUCUACCAGCUCAGGCGUAAGUGACGGGUGACCUAACGACUGCUAGACUGUUAACAUAGCAUGUUAAUUUUCGCCUGGCGAUUAGUAGCUAGCUCAUUCCGCAUGGACGGAAAAUCGGCGGAAAACGGCAGAGGAUUUAUCGACGCGGCGCGAAUAGGUCAUCCGUUUCUUCUGGUGCUGAACGUGCUCCUGCUGCUGCUAGUAGCGGUCGAAGUAUGGCCGCGACUCACGGGCGACGGACCGACCUGGGGAACGCGUAGCGCGUGGGGAUUGCAGCAGCCAAUAGAAGCGCUGCUGAGUUCGCCGGGCUCGUCGAUAAGAUCGAAAGGGCAUCACGGCAGCAGCAGUGGCGCCUCGCGUGCUGCAUCAGACGGCGCACAAAGUCCAUCCGAUGCCGCCCUUGGCCCAUCCGAUGCCGCAUUGUAUCACAUUUGCUGGUCUUCAGAACCCCUGGUCAACAGCAGUACACCGGCAGCAGCAGCAGAGGGGGUGGUGGUGAGUGGUAGAGGGUGCAGUGAGUGCGUGCGGGGGGAUCUGUGCAGCAUGCACGUGUGGGUGAGGCCGCCUGCCCAAUGGGUGCUUCCUUGGAGGGGCGUUGCGAAGGGCGGGGAGAAUGAGAGCGGCCGGGAUAGUGAGAGCGGCAGGGAGAAUGAGAAGGGAAGUGAGAGCGAGAGCACGGACAACAACAGCAGGGAGGGAGAGGCGGGGAGGAGCAUGAGUGAUGAGAGCAGCGAGGCGGGCAGUGAGGGACAUGAGAGCAGCGGCAGCAGUGACAACAGUAGCAGCAGCACCUUUACCAGCAGCAGUGGGAACGACAGUAGCAGCAGCAGCAGCAGCAGCAGCAGCAGCAAGCACAGCUGGUGGAAGAAGGACGUGACUCUCUCCCUGCAGGGCCCGGCUCUGGGGUACGGCGAGGUGCAGUGCCUUGACCCCCCGGCCUGCUCGCACCUGCUCGUCUCCUACCGACUAUGGGACGUGGGGAAUUACAGAGCCACUCUCCACGUGGGCUGCUCCAAUCUCAACUUCUCUCCUGCCUUCGCCACCCAUUUCAAGUCCACCUAUCGCCAUGACCUUGCCACGUGGACCCUCUCCAUUCGCUGGCCGGAGCAGUCGGCUUCCGAGAAGCUUCCUGCCACUGCUGACGGUGUUACCGCUGCUCCUGCUCCUGCCGCUCCUGCUGCUGCUGCUGCUGCUGCUGCUGCUGCAGCUGCUGCUGCUGCGGCUGGUGCUCCUGCUGCUCGUGGUGAUGGCGAUUCUGGUAGCGAUGGGGGUGCUGAUGCUGCUGCUGUGGCUGAUGCUGCUGCUGUGGCUGAUGCUGCUGCUGCGGUUGAUGCUGCUGCUGCUGCUGAUGAUGACAGUGCUGGCCGCUCAAAAUCCGAAGAUAGGGUCCUUCUGGAUGACGUGGCAGCAGCUGGUGCUAGUGAUGUGGCGGUUCGGGAAGGCAAUAAUCAGGCGUCAACUGCCACCUCCCCAGAUACCACCUUCCCAGAUACUGCCUCUUCAGAUACCACCUCCUCCAACAAGCUAGCCUCCCCCUGCACACGCUCCUCCGUCCCUGGUCGGUGGAAGCAGGUGCACACCGGCAAGUACACCUGGGCUUUAUUCCCCUGUGCGCCAGCGGAAACCGCUCCCAACCGUUGGAUAGAAAGGCUGGCACAGAAGGGAAUCAAAGAGAUCAACAUAGUGGGGGACUCGCACCAGCGGGUCCUAUCGGCCCACCUGCACUUCCUGCUGUCAGGGGAGGCGGACAAGAGGAUAAGGAAGGGGCACUCGGACUUCAGCCUUGAGUCGAGGAACGAGCGGGAUGAGACGCUCAGGAUCAACUUCUACUGGGUGGAUGGCAUCUACCGCAACGAAGAGUUCGGGUGCAGCCAUCGGGGUGUGUACACCCAUCGCAACACUACAUUUCCAGACGAUAUAUCAACAACAGCUGACGUCACCAUUCUAGAAGCGGGCUACUGGGCAAAUAAACGCUGCUUAGAGCCAGUCCAAGCGAUGCGAGCCCACCUCCCAGAGUAUCUCAACUGGGGAGUGCAGUUCGCCGCCCGGACCGGCAAGCCGAUAGUACUGCGCACGGCUCCUCCGGUGCCUAAUGGGGGCGACCACUGCUCUCGCUCCGUGGGGCCGGGGGCAUUUGUUGGGCCGGCGACGAAUUUGGCACUUAUGGAGUUAAAUCGGUUGAUGCGGCAGCUGGCAGCAGGUGGUAACAGAGUUGACAGUAAAGGUGGUGAGAAGCAUGAAGAUGGCAAUAAUAAAGGUGAUGAUGACGAAGGUGGCAUUCUAGAAGGUGGUACCGGUAAUAGCGAAACAGGUUAUAGAGAAGCAGACUCCAAACCAGCUCAAGCAUGGGAUGAAGCGUCAAUAUCGAGGGCGUUUACUGUAGAUGGGAAGCGGGUCGCAUCGUCCGUCCCAGUGUUUGAUUCGUGGAAGAUCGAGGCGCCUCGGUACAUGGACGUGUGUCCGAAGAAGGACCACCACUAUUCGUGUUACAAGGAGUUCCCCGAUAAACAUCCCGAGAUCCGAGGGCCCGUGGGAGAGGCGGUAGCCCGUUCAUUGGUACACUUCCUGCUCCACGAGCUAUAAGGUCAUCAUAGAGGUUUGUUUAUUCUAAUCAUAUGUAUGU
Closterium sp. NIES-67 is the source of this 2757-nucleotide messenger RNA. NCBI's taxonomy places the organism in Eukaryota, Viridiplantae, Streptophyta, Zygnematophyceae, Desmidiales, Closteriaceae. The record is from the annotation of a GenBank genome assembly.